Amblyraja radiata (thorny skate) is the source of this 1513-nucleotide messenger RNA. Its product is annotated as hyaluronan and proteoglycan link protein 3. Gene Ontology annotation, molecular function: hyaluronic acid binding. The record is from RefSeq and is a predicted model, not a curated record. Gene Ontology annotation, biological process: positive regulation of neuroblast proliferation; central nervous system development; skeletal system development. The transcript has 6 exons. Bases 174 to 1154 code for a protein of 326 amino acids. Gene Ontology annotation, cellular component: perineuronal net; synapse. Lineage: Eukaryota; Metazoa; Chordata; Chondrichthyes; Rajiformes; Rajidae.
UUUUUUUAUAAAGUACAGUUAUUAGCUUGCAAGGAUCUACUACAAGCUCUGGGGUACAAAGGAGCAGCAACACUUGCCAAGGAGUGGGACUUCAAGUUUGAAGGAAACUUCACCCGAAAGAACGAAAGUUGUCCAUCUUUGACGGUGGAGUGUGGGACAGAAUACUCUCAGCGAUGAUGCUUGUUCUGGCGUUAGUGCUGCUGCUGCAGCUGGCUUGCUUGGCCCUGGGUCUGCCACAGAACGGUGCCUUCUAUAUCAACGGCAACAGCAACGGCAAUGGCCAUGGUAACGGCGAGUAUUACAACGGGGUGAAGCUUCACAUCGAGGCACAGGAGGAGCGCCUCUUUGCGUAUCGGGGAGAGAACGUGACGCUGAGCUGCCGCUACCGCUACGAGCCGCCGGCCAAUGGCAGCCGCAAGGUGCGCGUGAAGUGGUCCAAACUCAACAUGGACUUCACCAAGGAGAGUGACGUGAUGGUAGCCAUCGGCCUGAGGCACCGCAGCUUUGGGGAGUUCAAGGAGCGGGUGUACCUGCAGCAGGCCCAGGAGAGGGACGUGUCGCUUGUCAUCACUGACGUCAGGCUAGAGGACUACGGCAAGUACAAGUGCGAGGUGAUCGACGGGCUGGAGGACGAGAGCGCCAUUGUCGAGCUGGAGCUACGAGGUGUGGUCUUCCCCUACCAGCCUCACCACGGCAGGUACCAGCUCAACUUCCACGACGCCAAGCAAGCGUGCGAGGGGCAGGACGCCAUGAUCGCUUCCUUUGAGCAGCUGUUCCAGGCGUGGGAGGAGGGCCUGGACUGGUGCAAUGCCGGCUGGUUGGGCGACGGCUCCGUGCAGUACCCCAUCACCGCGCCACGUGGCCCGUGCGGGGGAAAGGACAACUCGGCCGGCGUACGCAACUACGGGCAGCGCCACAAGCACCUCCACCGAUACGACGUCUUCUGCUUCGCCUCAACCUUGAAAGGUCAAGUCUACUUCCGCCGCCACCCGCUGAAGUACAACUAUGAGGAGGCAGGGAGGGCGUGUCAGGACGAUGGCGGAGAGAUAGCCAAGGUUGGGCAGCUCUAUGCCGCGUGGAAGUUCCUCAAGUUCGACCGGUGCGAGGCGGGCUGGGUCGCCGACGGCAGCGUGCGCUACUCCAGAGUUUCAUGAUGAUGCCACCCUCUGAUACCCUCCUCUUGACCGGCCAUCAAACCCGGGACCCUCCAGAUCUUCAGUGAGUCUCGAAGAACCAAUGUCUCCUCUGUGCUCCGGGUGCUUUAUACACAUGGGGGCCAAGGAACGGCUCACACUCAGCGACUUCUCCCAGCGAUUGGCGCGAUUUCACCUUUAAAGAGAGAGCAAUCUGACGAUCUGAGAAAUCAAGUGCUUUGUUUAGCCGGUUAUCCAGAAAGUAAAGUAUUGUAAUAACUAGAUAUUCGGAGGGACUGCAUAGCCCUUUCUUACACGGGACGUAAGGGUGGGAGCGGGGUGGGAUGUAGAGGAGAGCGAUUUGGGGCAUUACAUUUUUU